Molecule: messenger RNA, 828 nt
Organism: Penicillium antarcticum
Lineage: Eukaryota; Fungi; Ascomycota; Eurotiomycetes; Eurotiales; Aspergillaceae
Product: dodecenoyl-CoA isomerase
Exons: 2
Coding region: 1-828 (275 amino acids)
Biological process (GO): fatty acid beta-oxidation
Cellular component (GO): peroxisomal matrix
Source: RefSeq, a predicted model, not a curated record
AUGUCGAACGAACAGCUCAUCACCAUCUCUUACCAAGAUCGCGUUGCGGUCGUCACUCUCAACCGACCUGAUAAGUUAAACGCCCUCAACCAAGACCUCUACUACCUCCUCGCCGAGCGUCUCCGUGAGAUCGAUCAGCGUGAAGAAAUCUUCAUCACCGUCCUCACAGGUACUGGCCGCUUCUUCUCGGCCGGCGCAGACGUAACAAGCUCUCGACCAAACGGCGACCUAGCCGGCAAUGGCCGCCGCGAGCUAGUUCGUGGCUUCGUCGCCAACAACGUCGACGUAACCCGCACCUUCUACACCCACUCCAAAAUCCUAGUCGUAGCCCUGAACGGGCCAGCCGUCGGCCUUUCCGCCGCACUAGUUGCCCACGCAGACUUCAUCUAUGCAGCACCGCACACAUUCAUCCUAACACCCUUUUCAUCCCUCGGUCUUGUAGCCGAAGGCGGUGCGAGCCGCGCUUUCGUCGAGAGACUCGGUAUCGCUAAGGCUAAUGAGGCGCUUAUUAUGAGUAAGCGGAUUACCUGUGAGGAGCUUGUUGCUGCGGGCUUUGUGAAUAAGGUGUUUACGCCUGCCUCUGGUAAUAAGGAGGAUUCGGAUGGAUUCCUCAAGCUUGUUCUUGAGGAGGUUGAGGAGCGCCUUGGGACGCAUUUGAACCAGUCUUCCUUGCUUAAGAUUAAGGAGCUUGUGAGACGGCCUGAGAGAGAGCUUUUGGAUCGUCAAAAUGGGCUUGAAGCUUUCAUGGGACUUGAGCGGUUUAUGAUGGGGUUACCGCAAGAGGAGUUUAGGAAGUUGGCUUCUGGUGAGAAAAAGCAUAAGCUUUAG